CUUCCAUUGAAACCACACAUGCCCUCUCUCCCUCUCUCUCUCUUUCCACUCACCCCUCCUCAACAACUUCUUCUUUCUUUCGAAUACAAUCGCCAACAACAAAACAUCAUCACCCUCUUCCUUCCAUUCUUCAUUACAAUUUUGGGGGCAUCGGCCUAACUGUCCGCCUCUCGUCGCUGCUGUAAUUGAUACGCCGUUACACCAUUAAUCGUUGUAUUUGCUCAGACCCUGCCUGUUAUCUUCUUAUCUGAAUGUCCGCCUUGCCCUCGUCUUCGCGUUUGAUGCUGGCCUUCUCGCCAUUUACGCAGACUUGGGAAUGAAUAGAGUCAUUUUGGAUACACAACCACAGUAGACGUUCAUGACGGACUGAGUCCUCGCCCAGUUCACCACCCCUUCACUCACUCAGUCGAUAAAUCUCGGCGCCCCUUGCCUACAAUCCAUCCCUCAGCCCAACGGGAAUUUCCCAUUCCUCCUUCUUCAAGACCGCGCGUCUGGGACGCCUCGCUCACUACAAUUUACCACAUACCCGGUUUCACGAUUGUUUCUGGAGCCGCCCCGUUUACAUCUAUAACGAUUUAAUACAAACCGCUUCAUCAUAAUGGCCACCAUUGCUCUGCCGCGUCCAGUCCCGCGUUAUCGCUCCUCCUCUCCCAUACCCACGCUCACCCACUCCAUAAACCUCGAUGGCAUCAACUCCUCCGCCGCGUGCCCAAUUCCUAUACCCAACAAACACCUGCCUGUCUGCCCACCCGGCCCGGCCCCAUCUGAUAAGCCAGAUACACCGCCAGCGUCGCCGCCCACGAAGCACUUGAAGCUCCAGCCACAGUCGUUGCUCUACCCACCUACCAACUAUAAGAAGGUCACGCAUAACUCCUCAGCUGUGUAUCUCAUUGAUGCGGCGGGAGUUGCAGCCGCAGUGAACCACAUCUCGCAGCAACCGUUGCCAGAGGCGGGUCAAGUGUUCCCGUGGCUCCAUGGCUUGCACCCCGCGAACCAUGUGCAGCAGGCGUUCUUCGUGGCACGGCGUAAGGCCCUGCGGAAGACCCCGGAGUGUUACCGUGGAGUAACAAUCGUCAAGGCCGACGGGAACCUGAGCUGCUCCCGGUUGAAGUCUGCUGUCACUACCGACGAGUUCAUGCAGACUGCUAUGGCUGAGUUCAAGGACAUUGAUCCUAGGGAGGGCUUCUCUGUAAGGAACUUCCAGAUCCAGUCUGCCAAGACAGCUAUGCUGUCUGAUAUCAUUGUAUACGGAGAAGACGCGGACGAAGUGUUGCGAGUGGGCAGCGAUAUUGCCAAGGCCCAACGAUCGCGGCGGCAAGGGCUCAAGGCCCUCGGCCACGAAGUCCCAGUGUACCAUACGUUUGUGUGUACGAGUCAUUUUGAGGAGUUUGAAGAACAUCAUCCGGAGAUCGUGGUUGUGGAUACCCGCGGCGAGCUGACGGGGAACGUCCUAGACUUCUUCCACCAGGAGCGUGUAGAGAUGGCUACCAUGACGAAGGCGUCGGAGAUUGCGAGAAAUGUGUGGCUGGGGCCGACGGAUGAUUUGUCUAUGAGCGGCCCGUCACCAGAUGAUGAGCCGUUUGAUCUCUUCAUAGAGUGCAGCGACCUCGGCCGAGCCAAUGUGCGGGCCCUGAAGAAUAUCGUUCGUGAACUUGACAGUGGGGCUGAAACAAGCCAAUAUGUCGAGUUCCCGUCUUCUGGGAGCAUCAUGCCGCCGUCCUGGCCGCUCACCGAGGCUGACGAUAUAGUCGAGAGCUGCAAGUGGAUUUACAACUUAGCGAACGGCAUUAGACCCUCGGAAGACGAGGGUGAGAUCACCGAUAUUGAAGGAGACAGCCCAAUGCCCAGUCCUAUAGAAACUAGAACAAGCAGGCCACGCAAGAUCCUCAUUUACUGCACUGAUGGAUACACAGAGUCAUCCAUGCUCGCACUCGCCUAUUACAUGUACGCACACGGCGUGACAGUUUCAGAAGCCUGGCUGCAAAUGCACAUCGACAAGCGCCGCAACUUCUUUGCCUACCCCUCCGACGUGGCACUACUGAAUUCCAUCGCCCCAAGCAUCCUCUCCAACUCUCCCGCCCUCGCACACACCGCCCCGCAGGACGUCACCCAACGCAUCCAUGACGAGCCCGCCUGGCUCGCCCUCAUGGACGGCUCCCUACCCAGCCGAAUCCUCGAUUACAUGUACCUUGGAAACCUCGGGCACGCGAACAAUCCCGAUCUCCUCCGCGCUAUGGGUAUUGGCCAGCUCCUCAGCGUCGGCGAGACUGCCGCCUGGACUGCCGCCGACAUCGCUGCCUGGGGCGAUGAAAACGUCUGCGUCGUCCAAGGCGUACAAGAUAAUGGCGUUGACCCGCUGACUAACGAAUUCGACCGCUGUCUCGCAUUCAUCAACCGUGGCCGCCUCAACGGCACAUCAACUCUAGUCCACUGCCGCGUCGGCGUCUCUCGCAGCGCUACAAUCUGCAUCGCCGAAGUAAUGCGCGCGCAGUCCCUUUCCUACCCACGCGCAUACUGCUUCGUGCGCGCGCGCCGCCUUAACGUCAUCAUCCAGCCGCAUCUGCGCUUCAGCUACGAGCUGCUGAAGUGGGAGGAGACGAUGCAGGUGAGGCGAGGGGAGCGGGUGAGGAGGGAGUUGGAAUGGGGCGAGAUUGCGAGGGAGAUUGCGGCGAUGAAUAAGCCGUAUUCGCGAUAAUUUUGGGGUUUUUGGUUUUGGGGGUGCUUGAAGUUUUCCCUUUUCUUGGUUUGCGGUUUGGGCGGUGCGGGUUCUAAGGUCUCCUUCUGGUUUUUACU
Molecule: messenger RNA, 2793 nt
Organism: Pseudogymnoascus verrucosus
Lineage: Eukaryota; Fungi; Ascomycota; Leotiomycetes; Thelebolales; Thelebolaceae
Product: tyrosine/serine/threonine protein phosphatase pps1
Exons: 3
Coding region: 599-2695 (698 amino acids)
Biological process (GO): nuclear DNA replication; protein dephosphorylation
Molecular function (GO): protein tyrosine/serine/threonine phosphatase activity
Source: RefSeq, a predicted model, not a curated record